Molecule: messenger RNA, 3103 nt
Organism: Limulus polyphemus (Atlantic horseshoe crab)
Lineage: Eukaryota; Metazoa; Arthropoda; Merostomata; Xiphosura; Limulidae
Gene: Dhx15
Product: putative pre-mRNA-splicing factor ATP-dependent RNA helicase PRP1
Exons: 11
Cellular component (GO): spliceosomal complex; intracellular anatomical structure
Molecular function (GO): ATP binding; RNA binding; RNA helicase activity
Source: RefSeq, a predicted model, not a curated record
UAAAUUUUGUAUUCCUCAGGUUCAGUUAAACCCAUUUAAUGGCUUGCCAUACACUACCCGGUACUAUGAACACUUUAGAAAAAGGAUUACCCUUCCUGUAUGGGAGUAUAGGGAAAAGUUUUUGGAUCUGCUGAAUACUAACCAAAUAGUGGUUUUAGUAGGAGAAACAGGAUCUGGUAAAACUACUCAGAUUCCUCAAUGGUGUGUUGAGUAUUUACGAAACAAGUUUGUAGGAAAAAAAGGAGUUGCCUGUACACAGCCAAGAAGAGUGGCAGCUAUGAGUGUUGCAGCUCGAGUUGCUGAAGAGAUGGAUGUUAUGCUGGGUCAAGAAGUUGGCUAUAGUAUACGAUUUGAAGAUUGUUCCUCUGCAAAAACAAUGUUGAAAUACAUGACUGAUGGUAUGCUGCUUCGAGAAGCCAUGAGUGAUCCUCUACUGGAAACAUACGGUGUUGUCUUAUUGGAUGAAGCUCAUGAAAGAACUCUUGCAACUGAUAUUUUAAUGGGAGUUCUUAAACAAGUUAUUACCCAACGUGCUGACUUAAAAAUAGUUGUUAUGAGUGCAACAUUGGAUGCUGGAAAAUUCCAACAUUACUUUGAUAAUGCACCCUUGAUGAAUGUACCAGGCAGAACACACCCUGUAGAGAUAUUUUACACUCCAGAGCCUGAGAGAGACUAUCUGGAGGCUGCUAUCAGAACUGUAAUACAAAUCCACAUGUGUGAAGAAUCUGAGGGAGAUGUUCUGCUCUUCCUUACUGGACAAGAAGAAAUUGAAGAGGCUUGUAAAAGGAUAAAACGAGAAGUGGAUAAUAUGGGGCCUGAAGUUGGUGAACUGAAAUGUAUACCUUUAUACUCUACUCUGCCACCCAAUCUCCAACAAAGAAUUUUUGAGCCACCACCACCUAAAAAACCAACUGGCGGUAUUGGUCGUAAAGUGGUAGUCUCUACAAACAUAGCAGAAACCUCCCUUACCAUAGAUGGUGUGGUGUUUGUGAUUGAUCCUGGUUUUGCUAAGCAGAAGGUUUAUAAUCCCCGUAUCAGAGUGGAGUCAUUAUUGGUGUCACCUAUUAGUAAAGCUAGUGCUCAACAGAGGGCUGGCAGGGCUGGUAGAACCAGACCCGGGAAGUGUUUCCGAUUGUACACAGAAAAAGCAUAUAAGACUGAGAUGCAAGAUAAUACAUACCCAGAAAUUCUUCGAUCUAACUUGGGUUCUGUUGUCUUGCAACUUAAGAAGCUUGGAAUUGAUGAUCUUGUACAUUUUGACUUUAUGGAUCCACCAGCACCAGAGACUCUAAUGAGAGCAUUAGAGUUGCUGAACUAUCUGAGUUGUCUAGAUGAUACAGGUGAUUUAACUGAGUUGGGCUCUGUUAUGGCUGAGUUUCCCCUUGAUCCCCAGCUUGGAAAGAUGCUGAUAGCAUCUUGUGAUAACAAUUGUUCCAAUGAAACCCUCUCUAUUACUGCAAUGUUAUCAGUUCCACAGUGUUUUGUACGGCCUAACGAAGCAAAGAAAGCAGCAGAUGAAGCAAAGAUGAGAUUUGCCCACAUUGAUGGAGACCACCUGACCUUGCUGAAUGUGUACCAUGCUUUUAAACAGAAUCAUGAAGAUCCACAAUGGUGUUAUGACAACUUUGUAAACUACCGCUCCCUGAAAAGUGCAGACAAUGUGAGGCAGCAGUUAUCUAGAAUCAUGGAUCGAUUCAACUUGAGACGGUCAUCGACUGACUUCACAAGCAAGGAUUAUUAUAUAAACAUUCGAAAAGCACUUGUUUCUGGUUUUUUUAUGCAGACUGCCCAUUUAGAGAGGACUGGUCAUUAUUUGACCAUGAAGGACAACCAGAUAGUUCAGCUUCAUCCAUCCACCUGCUUGGACCACAAACCUGAAUGGGUCAUCUACAAUGAAUUUGUGUUGACCACCAAAAACUAUAUUCGAACAGUUACAGACAUUAAAGCAGAGUGGUUAAUAAAGAUUGCGCCAAAUUACUAUGACAUGAGCAACUUUCCCCAGUGUGAAGCCAAGAGACAGUUGGAACUGAUUAUAGCAAAGCUAGAAUCCAAGCAGUAUCAAGAAGGGUUUUAACACAUUAGAUGUAAUGAGCCAUUAGAAACUAGUGACAUUAAUCUUUCAAGAACCCCAUACAUCAUUGGUGUAUAUUUCAGUGCUCUUAUGUUGACACUCAUUUAACACAGUUUUCUUAGCAAAAGUUCUUUAAUUAUGAAAAAAAUGUAAAUUCAAUUCAUGAAUGUUUUCAUAUCUCAGUCUAAGCUAAUAUGUUUGUUUUGCUAAAACUGGCAUUAUCUGGUGUGUGUGUGUACUGUGUGUUUAUUUUUGUCAUGCAAUAAGAUAUUGACCUUUUGUAAAGUUCUCAAAAACGUAUUGGUUUUGUUUUUCAAUAAAAACUACUUCCAUUACAGAGUGAUAGGUUUAUUUGUGCCUGACAGUGUACUUUGUUGUAACUGUUUAAAUAACUUAAAAGCUGUUAAGUUUUUAAGAUGUGUUACCCAUUGUCAUCUCCUACCUUAUUAUGUAUACUUCAUCAGUGUAGUAUUUUUCUUUAGGUUUCUUUACUACAUCUUGUAUUGUAAUAAUUAAAAAUAUAAAAAUGGCUAUCUGUUGGUGAAAAGUAGUAAUUUGUAAGAACGUCUUUAAAAAUUUUUUUAGUGAUAAUUGAGUCCUUUGAAGCUUUAAGAUUUUGAAUAGCCUGUUGUCUUAACAUAGAGUUAUGAAAUUUGAUAGAUACUGGAAAAAAAAAGCUUGCAUUUUAUGUGUAUAUUGUUAUCAAAUACAUAUUUUUACUCUUUUUUUUUUAACUUUAGUGAUGAUAGUACACAUAAAUCACAGUUCAUAUUCCUAUGGAAAGAAUUUUGUUUCUUCUCUUUUUUAAAAAAAAAAAUUAAAUCAAUUCUUAUGAAUUGGAAAAUCUGAGUUUUGUAACUUAGUGUCAAAAUUUCAAGUUAAUAUUUAUAAGUUUGUACAAAGUGAAGACUCGUUUGUAGGAAGAUGCAAAAGUUUUGUUCCUUUGAUUAUAAAUGGAAUCUGACCUUAUUUUGAAGUAGAUUAUAAAGUAUGUCAUGUUGAAUAAAGAAUUAAGCCUGUGUGUUCUGGAGA